Polychytrium aggregatum is the source of this 3638-nucleotide messenger RNA. RefSeq lists its product as uncharacterized. The transcript has 2 exons. Bases 269 to 3592 code for a protein of 1107 amino acids. The record is from RefSeq and is a predicted model, not a curated record. Lineage: Eukaryota; Fungi; Chytridiomycota; Chytridiomycetes; Polychytriales.
CCAUCCACCGCCUCGUCUGCAGCCUCCUCCUCGUUCCCGCUUCUGCCUGGAUCUGACCCUGGCCAGGCCACACCUGGAGGAACGCUGCCACUGUCGCCAUCUCCUCGGCUCCGUCCCUGCUGGAUCUGCGGCUGCAACACACACCCCAUCCCUCGAUAUCUCCCCCCACUCUAUCCACCCCUCGCAUCCGUAUCCGAGCUGCUGUUCCCCACAGGAUCCCAGCCUCCACACUCCCCGCUCCUCACCGCCGAUCAAGCUGCCUGAGACCAUGAGCAUCUCGUCCUCGGCAGCCCAGCCCAGCUCGGCUUACUACGCCGCCCGGAGAAGGUCGAUCGGAACACCCGUCAUCCGUCCCCUCGAGCUUCCCCAGCGAAACACCCAGACACCCCCACCGGCACCGUCCUCGCCAACCUCCCAGACAUCGACCUCGCUGCUCGACAGCACAAAGUCCGAGAGCAAGCUCCUCUCCGAAAUCAAUGUCAAGAAUAAAAUCAUCCAUGACCUCAAGGUCAAGGAGAACUGGCUCAGCACAGAGCUCACCACCUUCCGCAAGACCCAGCAGCACCGAAACGGCCCGGAACAGAGCCACGACGUGGACUACGACGAGGACCAGGCCAUCGUCGUCAACGGCGAGCUGGACGCCGAUCAGUCCAAGAACAUCGAGGAUCUUUUGUCCAAGAAGAGCCUGUCGAAGCGAGAGAUCGACGAGGGCCGUGUUCUUCUCUUCCAGACGUUGCUCCACUUCAAGAAGGAGCUCGUCAAGGCCAAGCAAGCUGUUGAGCAGAGCCAAGCCCUCCACCGCGAAGCCGAGCAACAGAAAUCCAUCGCCGAAGAGAGCGCAAAGUAUCUCGCAUCGCUCCUCGAGGCCCGUGAUCAGGGCGAGGAUGUCGUCAUCUCCAUCGAGCGUCGCCGUGUCUUGGAGCUCGAGCAAAAGUUUUCGCAGAGCCAGACCGACAUAUCGUCGCUGCAGUCCAAGAUCGCCCUGUGGGUCCGUGCCUCGAAGCGCAACCAAGAAGCCCGAGUCCAGGCUGAGGCUUGCCAUCGAACUCUGGAGAUCGAGAUAAGCGCCUUGCGCUCCGAACUGACCCGGCUAAAGGACUCGGAGGAGCGCGCCCAGCAGCGCAUCGACGAGAUGGUGGCCUCUGGAUCCGUCAACUACGACGUCAUGGACCUUCGCGCGCAGAUCGCUGACCUCGAAGGCCAGCUGGCCGCCCGCGACGAGCGCAUCAGCACCAACGAAUCCAUUCUUGAAAACGCCCAGAACCGCAUCAUCGAGUUUGAGCAAACCAUGGAGGACGCUGUGCGAACCGUCGACGAGCUCGAGGCCGAAAACUCCAAUCUCCGAUCGGAGUUGCUCAACCGCGAGGCCCAGCUCGAGCUGCUCAACCUCCAACUCAACCGCAUGCAGGAGGAGGCCCAGAAUCUGGCCAACUCCCACGCCGAGAUCGUCACUCGCUCGCGCUCGCGUGGCCCUGUUGAUGACGACGCCGCUACCGCCUCCGGCAUCGACAAUCAUCCCUUCACCUUUGCUCAGAUCGAGGCUCUCGACAACGCCAGACAGGCGGCCGAGAAGCAGCUGAGCUUCGUCCAGAAAAAACUGGAGGACACCGAGAUCGAGCUCUCUCGCCUCGCCGAAGACCACCGCCUCCUGCUGCUGCGCUCGCCCAACUCGGACACUGCGGCCGAAAUCAUCCAUCUCCGCGAAAAGUCCGACCUGCUUGCCGCCGAGCUGCAGAAUGUCAGCGCGCAGCACGAGUCGUACUUGCAGACGAUCCAGGAAGAGACCGACAAGGCCGCUGCUGCCCGUGAGCGCGAAAUCAAGGACCUCAAGCACGCCUACGACUCGGAGAUUGCCGGCUUGACCGGUGAGCUGGAGGGCCGCAAGAUUGUGCACGACAAGGACGUGCGCGAGCUGAGCCAGUCCAUCAGCGAGCUCAAGGCCACGCAUGAACAGCAGCUCGCCGAGCUGACGGAGCGCUACGAGGACCAGAUUCGAACCCUGAAGGCCGAUAGCGAGCAGCUCGCUCGGGUCAACCAGGAGCAUGUCAGCAACAUGGAGCAGCUUCAAAGUCUUCACCAGAGCGAGCUCGAGGCCCUGACCCGCAAAUGCCAGGAGGGCAUCAAGAUUGCCAAGGAUUCGGCGCUCGGCCAAGUCGACAGCAUCAACGCGCGCAAGGAAUUGGAGGCCCUCAAGAUCCAGCACGCCAAGGAAAUUGCCCAGCUGCGGGAAGACGUCAACAACUCGACCGGCGCCAGCGUCGAUGCCAUUGCCCAUCUGUCGGCGACCCUCGAGGGUGUCAUCGAGGAGCGAGACAACGAAAUCAUCCGCCUCAACGCCGAGCUGGAGAGCUUGGCCGCCGACCACGCCCGCCAGCUCCAAGACAGCAAGUUUGAGAUCGAGGAGAACAUCAAGCGCCACAACACCAUCCUCACGGAGCUGACAAAGUCCCUCGAGGCCAGCGAGACGCAGCAUGCUCUCGCCAUCUCAUCGCUCCACUCCGAGUAUGGCACCAAGUGCAAAGAGUACGAGGAGCAGCUCGAUGCUCUGCUCAAGAACCCGGACUCUGCUCGCUCGGUAAACAACAUCGAAGACUCGCUCGUCGCGCGGAUCGAGAGCUUGUCGCUUGUUCUGGAGUCGAAAGAUGCCCAGAUCAAGGCCCUUCAGUUCGAGAUCGAGGCCCUCUCUUCUGGCAAAGCUGGAGACGGGGCCGCCGUCGCCGAUUCGAUCCAAAGCCAACUCCGCAACAUCGAGAAUCUGACCCAGAUUGUCGAGAAUGGCACGGGAAGCAAGGCGGACUCGGACGAGGGCUCGGCCCGGAUUGCUUUGCUUACGACCCAGGCUCAGGAAGCCGGCGCCCGUGCCGCUGCCCUCGAGUCCGAGCUGGAAAAGGUCCGCAGCGCCAACCCCGAGGCGGCAGAGAUUGCCAGCCUGGAAAAGACGCUGCUGGAUCUCCAGCAAAAAUACGAGCUUGCCGUGCUCGAACGCAACAACGCUCUCGACUCGGCCCAGACCGCAGCCCUGCAGAUGGAGGAACUCCGCGACGAUGUCAAUAUCCUCGAGAACAGCUUGAAUGUUGCCAACGAGAAGACCAAGUUGCUCGAGAACACCGUCUCGGCGCGCACCAGGGAGCUCGAGGAGGCCCAGGGACAACUGCAGCGCCUCCGGUCUGACGGCCGCACAGACGAGCAGCCGCCCGAGCUUCUGAACCAGUUGCAUGAGACCAAAGACAUGCUUCAGUCGAUCAUCAUCCAGCUACAAACCAAGAACGAAGAGCUGGAGACCAAGAACCAGCUGAUUGAGCAGCUCAAGGAAGAGCUGGAGCAGCUCCAGAAAGCGGCUGGUGCUCAUGGAGCGUCCAGCGCUGAAGAAGCCCUCAAGCUCACACAACAGCAUCUGAAUGACACCUUUGAGCAACUCGACAGGGUCCAGCAGGAGAGGGAGAGACUGCAGAGCGACAACGAACUGCUGCAGACCAAGAUGAUUCAGCUGCAGGUGGGCAUCUGGACAGCGAUGUGGAGACGGCAAGGCUGGGUGGGGCGCCCCGACGACGAGAUCGGUAGCUGCCAUCGGACGCAUUGGUGCCCCCGAUAGCCUCGUCAGCUGUGGUCGUGCUCUCACACACUCUCUCCCUUCUCUC